Messenger RNA from Bacidia gigantensis, 339 nucleotides. RefSeq lists its product as uncharacterized. The record is from RefSeq and is a predicted model, not a curated record. Bases 1 to 339 code for a protein of 112 amino acids. Lineage: Eukaryota; Fungi; Ascomycota; Lecanoromycetes; Lecanorales; Ramalinaceae. The transcript is spliced from 2 exons.
AUGACCAGGCAACAAUACGAUGCGGCAGAGAAUAUGCAUCGAGCAAUGGACGCCAUUGACGGGUGCAGAGGUCGAAAGCGUUCAUGGGUGGAUCGUCACAAAUGGAAGGAACUGAAAGACUUGAAAUGGCUAGAAGACCCGAGAGUCAGUUUGUGUAUUGAAUACAAAGCGAUCUUUCCAGAUGUCAUACUGAGUAUGGAUAAAGAGAGGGAUGUUCUGACCAUCAAUCAAGGAAUCCCGUAUGUACAGGGGAUUGGAGAGAGAAUCCGAGGGAGGAAGAGGGGUAAGCAAAUCAUUUGGGGAAUGAUUGAAGACGUGGGAAGCGAGGAAGGCUCGUAA